Messenger RNA from Megalops cyprinoides (Indo-Pacific tarpon), 2550 nucleotides. RefSeq names its product kelch-like protein 33. Gene Ontology annotation, molecular function: protein binding. NCBI's taxonomy places the organism in Eukaryota, Metazoa, Chordata, Actinopteri, Elopiformes, Megalopidae. The record is from RefSeq and is a predicted model, not a curated record. The transcript has 5 exons. Bases 135 to 2486 code for a protein of 783 amino acids.
GGUGUAAGUGAGACAGAGGAACAGAUGACAGUAGGGGGAACAGAGCUGUGAGAUCUACAGGACCGUUACCGUCCUCUGUCUGUAUAGUUCCAUUACAGGUCUGUAUAGUUCAGUUACAGGUCUGGACUGCAGGAAUGGCACUGGCUCCACGACUGCCCCGGGGGUGGGAGGAGCGGUGGCAGAGAGAGAAGGAGCAGCGGAGGAGAGCGAUGGAAGAGGGAGGAGAGAAGCUGGAGGAGGCAAACAGGAAGCUGAAGUGGAUUGUGGAGUUCAACAAUCGCAGGAUGGGAGCGAAGGGGAGGAGCCAGGAGGAGGGGGAGGAGCAGAGUGAGGAGGAGGAGGUGCAGAUGCACUGCAGACACACACACCCCAGAGAGCUGUUCCACGCCCUGGAGGAGCUGAGGGCAUCAGCACUCCUCACAGACCUGACGCUGUGCACUGUGGACGGGGCCAGCAUCCACACACACUCUGCCAUCAUGGCUGCCACCUGCAGCGUGCUCCACCAACACCUGCAGAGCGGGGGGGCGGGGUGCUGGGAGGCCUCCGUCCUGCUGAGUGCGGAGGUGCAGCGUGUGGGGCUGGCCAGCGUGGUGGAGUUUGCCUACACUGGGGCCAUCGCUGGGCUGAACCGGGACACUGUGGCCCAGAUUCGGGCGGCGGCUCUCGUCCUGGGAGCCAGCAGAGUGCUGGAGCUCUGCACCGAGGAGGAGGGGAGAGGGGCCAGGGCGGAGGAGUGCAGGAUCUCCGCGGAGACGCAGAUGGAGCUCGCUCUGAGCGCCGUCAGGCAGCUGUGGUUGGAGCGGCUUGGGUGUGACGUGGAGCUGGAGGUGGAGGGCAGACGUUUCCCAGUGCACAGGCCCAUCCUGGCCGCCUGCAGCGACUACUUCCGUGGCAUGUUCUGCAGCGGCAUGCGGGAGAGCGCGCAGCGCGUGGUGACGCUGCUGUUGCUGGGGGGCGAGGAGCUGGAGGCCCUGCUGCACUGCUGCUACAGUGGGACCCUGGGCCUGGGCUGGGGUGGGGUUUUCGAGCUCACCUGCUCCGCCCUGCAACUGCAGGUCCAGCCCGCCCUGUCACUGUGCCUGCGCUUCCUGCGCGGCCGCAUGGACGCGCGCUCCUGUCUGGACGUGGCGGCCUUCGCCGAGGCCUACGGCCUGCCGGACCUGCGGGAGCUGGCCAAGGACUUCCUCCUUAUCAACUUCCAGGAGGUGGCUGCCACGCCCAAGUUCCUGGACCUGCCUGGUGAGCGGCUGCUGGAGGUGAUUGGCUGCGACGGGCUGUGUGCCGCGUCCGAGCUGCCCGUGUUCCGCGCCGUGGUGGCCUGGCUGGAGGCGGAGCCGGAGGAGCGUCUGCGCUGGGCCCCACCCCUCAUGGCGGCCGUGCGCUUCCCCCUCAUGACCUUCCGGGAGUUUUGCGAGGUGCGGGCGGUCAACCUGGGCAUGGAGGUGAGCGGCGCAGGGGAGGUGCAGCUGUACGGCUCUGCCCUGUCGCAGUUCGGCUUCCCCGUGUCCGACGGCCGGGACCCCUGCAGAGUCCGCCACCCCAAAGACGCCCUGAUCCUGGUGGGGGGCGACCGGCUGGACCCCGACCUCGGCCGCCGCCCCAGCCGGCAGCUGUGGUUCGCUCACGCCCUGCGGACUCGCACCGGGCUGGUGAAGGAGGUGGAGUGGAGGCUGCUGGGGGAGAUGCCAGAGCCGGCCCGGUUCAGGCACGGGCUGGGGGUGCUGCGGGGGCAGCUGUAUGUGAUCGGGGGGUGCCACUUCUAUGCCAAGUCAGACACCCUGAAAUCUGCCUACAGGUAUGACCCCCUGAAGGGCAGCUGGCACAGGCUGGCAGACCUGAGGGAGCACAGGAGCAACUUCUCCCUGGUGGUGAGGGAGGGGCUCCUGUACGCCAUCGGGGGAGACAGAGAUAUCAACAACAAUGUGGACAGUGUGGAGUGCUACUGCCCUGACACAGACUGCUGGAGCCUCGCCCGACCCCUGGACCAGCCCCUGAGCGGGCAGGCCGCGGUGGUGUGGGAGGGGGAGAUCUUCGUCUCGGGGGGGUUUAACUGCAGGUACGAGUGCCUGGUGUCCAUGUUCCUGUACCACCCGGAGCGAGGCAGCACCCUGCUGAGCGCCAUGGCGGGUGACCGCGCCCUGCACUGCAUGGAGAGCCUCGCGGGGCGUCUCUACGUGGCCGGAGGCGUCUGCAACCUGCGGAAGUACUACACCGACCAGCUGGCGUGCGAGGCGUACGACCCGCGCAGCGACGCCUGGAGCAGCCUGGAGCCCCUCCCCCUGCCACACGUCAGCGCCGCCUCCGCCGUGCUGGAGGGCAGGCUGUAUGUUUUGGGAGGGUACUGCAUGGAGGACUCCAGUGACACCGAGCUGCUGCACAGAUACCACCCCCUGUCCCAGCGCUGGGAAAACACAGGCAGGAUGCCCGGACCCAACACUGACAUACGCGCCUGUCUGUGCCGGCUCCCCGCACACCUGCGACAGUGAGAUACACACACUCACACGCUCACACAGCGCUGCUCAGAGCCCCAUCAACACACACUCACACACA